Molecule: messenger RNA, 206 nt
Organism: Closterium sp. Naga37s-1
Lineage: Eukaryota; Viridiplantae; Streptophyta; Zygnematophyceae; Desmidiales; Closteriaceae
Source: the annotation of a GenBank genome assembly
GGGGGGCAGCAGCGGCGGCAGCAGGGAAGAAGACUGGCAGCGUGGGCGCAUCGCUGGGCAUUUUCACUCGCCUGCAGGAGUGUGGCCCGCGAUUCACGCUCAAGCUUAUGAGUGUGCAGCGGGGCACGUUUGACUCCAAGGGAGGGGAAUACGAGUGGGUGUAUAAGAACGACAUGGACACAAGCAGGAGAAGGUUCUUCCUGUAA